Pogona vitticeps (central bearded dragon) is the source of this 1692-nucleotide messenger RNA. It is a transcript of the gene TERF1, whose product is annotated as telomeric repeat binding factor 1. Gene Ontology annotation, molecular function: telomerase activity; microtubule binding; G-rich strand telomeric DNA binding. Gene Ontology annotation, cellular component: nuclear telomere cap complex; nucleus; chromosome, telomeric region. Gene Ontology annotation, biological process: negative regulation of DNA replication; negative regulation of telomeric D-loop disassembly; telomere maintenance via telomerase. NCBI's taxonomy places the organism in Eukaryota, Metazoa, Chordata, Lepidosauria, Squamata, Agamidae. The record is from RefSeq and is a predicted model, not a curated record.
GCGGGGAAAGGUGGGGAGAUACUUGGCCCCUCCCUGUGUUCCUCUUUAGGCAGGUCCAAUAAAACAACAUUUCCGUUUUCCAAUCGAACACGGGUGGAGACGACCCACCCACGCAAAGGGACCCCAGGCAGGCGGCGAAGCGUUCAAGCGGCAUCUGCCGUAGGGCGAGUUCGCCUGAGGGGGCGGCCCGCCCACACACGGCUGCCCCGCGGCCGCAAACAGCGGUGACUGAAUGGGGACCGGAAGUACAGCCCGUGCGGAUUAUCUCCGGCAGGAACAGAAAGGAGCUUAACAGAGCGAGUCAUUCCCGGUCACGGAGCGCUCGAUUUCCCGGGGGAGGCGUGGUGAGAAGCGAGGACGAGCGUGAUGGCGUUUCAGGCCGUUGGAGGCGGGGCGCGAAAUUUAAACAUGGCCACGGGGGCGAGUCCCGCGGCCGCUCUUCUCCAGCCCUUGCCUGGGCCGGCUCCUUCGGGGGACGCCGCCCCGACCCUGUACGGCUCCUCGGUUCCGGUCGCUGAGGUGGAGGCGGUGGCCGCCGGGUGGAUCCUGGACUUCGCCUGCCAUUCCCUGUGCCGCCAUUUUUGUGAGGGCAACCCGAAAGACUUCGAGCGGAGCCGAGACCUGGCGCUGACUGUUAUCAAAGGGUUACACAGAGUAGAAGAACAUCAUGAGAAAACAGUAUUUCUUUGUCAGCUGUUGGCAUAUGUUUCAGAAGGAAAAUCAUUUGAUGUUCACUCUGAUGAUGGCCAAAAAGAUUCCCCUCUGGAAAAUGCACUGUUGAUUUGGACUUCAUUUCUAAAAACACAAAACAAGCAAGACAAGCUCCACGAAGACAUCAAGCAGUUAAUUCAGAUCCAGGCUGUAGCAGUGUAUCUGGAGAAAGGCUAUUUUAAAGAAGCAACAGAAGUCCUAGAAAGGAUAUUUCCAGAAUCUCUCUCAAAUGAGCCUUUGCGAAUGAAGCUGUCUGCGAUAAUAAAAAAGAAAGAUCCUUAUCAUUCGUUUCUUCGACAUUUUAGUUUCAGUCUUUUGAUUGAGAAAAUCAAAUCUUACAUCAUUAAUUUCUUGAAGGACGACUCUAAUAAUUUUCUAAUAAAGGCAGCUGUGAAAGAAGUGGAAACUAAACAAAAAAUCAUGAUACCUAUGCAGUGUGAUAAUGUAACUGACAUAAACAUAACCAACAAAAACAAAGAAAACAAUCUAGAAAUGACAAACAGAUCAUAUGAACAGGCUUGUUGCUUGGCUGAUCAAACAUUAUUAGAUCCCAAGUGGGAACAGAUUUACCUGAAACCAAAGCACAGAAAACAAAGUACUCUUCCAAGUAGGAAUGCUUUGCUGAAUAUAGAAAAUGGUCAGCAGGCUGAUCUCUCAACUGGUCAGAAAAAACAGAGAUGGAGCUGGGAAGAUGAUCAGAAAUUGAAAAAAGGUGUACAGAGGUUUGGAGUAGGAAACUGGACUAAAAUUCUUCAACAUUAUGACUUCAGGCAUCGAACUAGUGUAAUGCUGAAAGACAGAUGGAGAACUAUGACCAGAUUAGACAUAAUUUGAGCUGCUUUUCCCUCCUACAUUAGUGGUUUCUCAGCUUUCCUCUUAUUGUGUUCUCCUGAUUUAAUCGUCUCACCAGGUGGUAUUUUAUAUGUAUUUUACCAAAUCAUGGUAAAAAUAUGUGUAAUAAAAAUAAGCUUGUAGCCUCUU